AUGACUGAUCCUGAUUCCUUGGAUGCUGUCGCUGGUCCACUGAAGAAUGGGAGAGUGAAAAAGAGGAUUAUCGUUUGCUGUGAUGGCGUUAAUCUGCAACCAGGUGUCACAACACAGAAUCGCCUGUCAUAUACAAACGUCUUGCGUCUCGCCCGAACGAUAGAGCACGAAGACUUUCGUACAGUUCCUCCGACCCCGCAAAUCGUCUUUUACCAAUCCGGGAUCGGUUCCGCGGACAAUUUCUAUUCCGAAUACGUUGAAGGCGACAAAGUUGAAGAAGCUUAUGCGUUCAUUGCCCAUAACUAUUACCCAGGAGAUGAGGUCUUUCUCUUCGGCUUUUCUAGGGGAGCAUAUACUGCUCGAAUGGUCGCUAUGUUUAUCGGUGCGAUAGGUAUCCUUGAUCGCCAAAACAUGGAUUCGUUCGCUGGGAUCUUCAUUGCAUACCAGAACCUAGGUAAAACCACUGAUGAGAAAGAGAAGCAAAAGCUCAACGCUCAAUUGGCUCCAUGGAACGGCCCUAACUCCGCUGGAAUUCGUAGGGCGUAUGCAGGAGGUAGAGAUUUUUCUGUAAAAUGCCUCGGAGUUUUCGAAACUGUAGGCACACUUGGAUUGCCUGAAGAAAUAACAAUGCGCUCUCCCAAACUCAAGCGACUCUUCGGAUUCCCAGAUCGACUGCUUGGUCCGCAUAUCGAACGCGCUUACCAGGCGCUUGCGUUGAACGAGACCAGAGCUGAUUUCGUGUGUGCCAAGUUCGAACAAAAAGAAGAAGGUAGGAAGAAGGGUCAGAUAUUGAAACAAGUAAGUGAAUGUAUCUUGAUAUUUGGCAGUCGCUCAAUGAUUUUUGUUGGAGGUGGUUAUAAAGACCAUGACUUGGCUGAUAUCAGUCUGACAUGGAUGGUGGUACGUAACAUCCUGAAAUUGGAUAUCCACACUGGAAUUUCUGACCUAUUUAAUGACUACAAGGCGCACGUUAACGACAGUCUUGCGAUGGAUAUGAAAUACCUAGGCGGUCUUCUUGACCCGAUGGCUCCCUGGGGAACUCAAAAGCCGCAUGAUCCAGAGACUGGUAUCUUCGCACUUUCAAUAAGAGCUCAACGUCCUUUACCAACCAAAACCGACGAUACCACGCAUGAAAAGAUUCACCCGUCUGUUCUACACCAGAAGGACCUGUAUCCAGCGUUGGCGCAAGAUAUCAGAGACCAUCCCGAGCUUAUAGGUAUUCUUUUGCCUUUGGAGGAAGAAGUUAAGCAGAACUGGCCGUUUAAUCCGACUGUUGCUGCUGCUACGCUGAAGAGCGAGGUUCCGGAUAAAGGCCCUGGACCGCACCCUCUUCAUGAGCAUCGGUCUUUGAGUGGGAAAUUGGCUCAUGGGAUUGCGAAAGCGACUUCAUCGGUCCUGCAUAAAGUUUCUGGAGAUGAUGAAAAAGAAAAGAAUCAUAAGAGCGCUUGA
Molecule: messenger RNA, 1449 nt
Organism: Lentinula edodes (shiitake mushroom)
Lineage: Eukaryota; Fungi; Basidiomycota; Agaricomycetes; Agaricales; Omphalotaceae
Exons: 15
Coding region: 1-1449 (482 amino acids)
Source: RefSeq, a predicted model, not a curated record